AUGUCCUCAGACUCCGCAUCUGCCUCUGGGCGCUACAAACUCGUCUUCUUCGUCCCACAUUCUCACAUCGAAGUGUGUAAAGAUGCUCUCUUCGCGACCGGGGCAGGAACCUUCCCAGGCGGCAAAUACACCAAAUGUUGCUUCCAGAUGUCGGGUCAAGGCCAAUUCUUGCCAUCUGAUGCAGCAAAUCCCGCGAUCGGAGCGGCGGGUGCGUUAGAAACGGUGGAGGAGAUGAGGGUGGAGAUGAUGUGUUUCGGUCGGGACAUCAUGUUGCAGGCGGUCAAUGCGCUGAUCAAAGCGCACCCAUAUGAGGAGGUCGCUUAUGAGGUUUAUAAGUUGGAGGAGUGUCGCUCUCCCUCCUCCCCCCAAUCCACUCAUAUCCCUCUCCGCUCGCCAGCAAUGGCUUCAAAAUUCUUCCCCGCCGUCCCGCGAGUCGGACGUCAAUUCUUUCAGAGCGUCCCCAAGACUCAAUGCAGACCGUUCUCGGCUGGUCCGCAACGUUGCAGCGACACCCUUGCCGUGCACCGCAAUAAGCCUACCAACAACCCGACCAUCCCGUUUAAGUUCUCCGAGCAGAACGAGAAAUUGAUCGAUGAGAUCCUCAAGCGUUAUCCCCCCCAGUACAAGAAGGGUGCCGUCAUGCCCCUCCUGGAUCUGGGCCAGCGCCAGCACGGCUAUACCAGCAUCAGUGUCAUGAACGAGGUCGCCCGCCUCCUCGAGAUGCCCCCAAUGCGUGUCUACGAAGUCGCUACUUUCUAUACCAUGUACAACCGUGAGCCUGUUGGCAAAUACUUUGUUCAGCUUUGCACAACGACGCCAUGCCAGCUCGGAGGCUGCGGCAGUACCAAGAUCCUGGAAGCCAUCACGGAACACCUCGGUAUCACCCCCGGACACACUACCGAGGACGGUCUUUUCACCUUCAUUGAGGUUGAGUGCUUGGGUGCCUGUGUCAAUGCCCCCAUGGUCCAGAUCAACGACGACUACUACGAGGAUCUUACCCCCGAAUCCAUCAAGACUCUCCUCACCGCGCUCAAGGAGUCCGCCGUCGCUACCGAGGCCGGCAAGUCCGUCCAGGUUCCUGCCCCGGGACCAUUGAGCGGAAGACAGACCUGUGAGAACAGCGCUGGAUUGACAAACCUGCGGGAGCCCGUUUGGGACCCUGAGACUAUGAUGAGAAAAGACGGUGCCUUGGACCAGCCUCAGCAGCAAUAA
Messenger RNA from Aspergillus alliaceus, 1212 nucleotides. RefSeq names its product thioredoxin-like [2Fe-2S] ferredoxin-domain-containing protein. The record is from RefSeq and is a predicted model, not a curated record. The transcript is spliced from 4 exons. Gene Ontology annotation, molecular function: NADH dehydrogenase activity. The coding region runs from base 1 to 1212 and encodes 403 amino acids. NCBI's taxonomy places the organism in Eukaryota, Fungi, Ascomycota, Eurotiomycetes, Eurotiales, Aspergillaceae.